UAGAUUAAGAAAUGGUAAGUUAUCGUGUCUCGGAGGGAAUCAACCACCGUCAGUCAGUGCGUCCUGUUGCCUCCUCACACCAGUACGUCUCUACUCUACCGUCGUGGAACAAAUUUGAUUCACCAAAAUGGCAACACGUUGGGGUAUAGUGAGUGCAGGUCUGAUCUCUAAUGACUUCGUGGGGGCACUGAAGGCUUUACCUGAAGGAGAACAUCGCGUUGUGGCCGUGGCUGCUCGCUCACUUGAGAGUGCCAAAAAAUUUGCUUCUAAGUAUGGAGUAGAGAAAGCUUAUGGUUCAUAUGAUGAACUUGCACGAGAUCCUAAUGUUGAGGUGGUAUAUAUAGGCACAAUCCAGACACAGCAUCUUCCUGUUGCUUCCCUCAUGAUCCAGGCUGGGAAACAUGUGCUGUGUGAGAAGCCCCUGUGUAUGAAUGUGAAGGAGGUAAAACAGCUCAUUCAGCUUGCCAAGGAGAAGAAGGUCUUCCUUAUGGAAGCAGUGUGGUCGAGGUUUUUCCCCGUUUACCAGGAAUUGACCCGAAGGAUCCAGUCUGGAGAGAUUGGAGAUGUAGUGCAGGUCAUCUGCUCCUUUGGAAAGUCUAUUGAAGACGUAACAAGGAUGGUGAGGAGGGAGACUGGUGGAGGGGCCACACUGGACCUUGGGCUAUACACAGUGCAGUUUACCACUCUGGUUAUGGGUGGAGACAAGCCACAAAAAGUACUUGCUUGUGGACAUUUGAAUGACAAUGGCGUGGAUGAGACGAUAAGUACCUCUCUGGUGUACUCUGGGAGGAGAGUAGCUUCUCUGAGUAGCACCAUUAGAGGAGAUUUGCCCUCAGAGGGAUUUGUUAUUGGCACCAAGGGUACAAUCAAGGUUAAUUAUCCCAUGUGGGCUCCAGAAAGUUUGGAAUCCUCCUCCGGGAAGUAUGAGUCACUGUUACCCAAGACAGGCCAUAUUUUCAACUUUGAGAACAGUCAGGGACUUAUGUAUGAAGCAGUUGAGGUUCGGCGCUGCCUAAAUGAAGGUUUACUGGAGAGCCCUGUGAUGACCCACAAGGAGUCUCUUACCAAUGCUGAGGUUAUGGAGAAGAUGAGAACCCAGGUUGGAGUUAAAUUUGAUCAGGAUGACUAGGUGAUGCAACUUUAUCAUUGUAGCUAAAGAUUACAGCAAUGUGUCAUUUCAACUUUCAAAAUAUUUUCUGUAUAUUUUGUUUUAGAAGCUGAAUCACCAGUUGUGUUAUUGUACAGUUACUUCAUUGCAGCUAGAGAACCCACUGUCAUCUAAGUACAGUACAGUGGUUAGAGAUAACAAGAGUCAUUAUUGUGGAAGGUUGAAAAGCACUUGUCCUUCAGUAUAGCUAUUUGUUAUUGUGGCAUCUUUACAAACCAACCAUAACUUAGCAUGGCAUUUAAGGAGUCAGUUGGCUAACUAUAUAAUGACUGUAGCUGGUGAACCACCAUGUGUGUCAAUUGUAUGCUUAGUCUAAGAUGCAUUUCAGCAGCACCCAUAGAAGUAAACUGCUUGCUUCAGAAUCUGUAAGUCAUAUAUGGAUUAUGUUAAAAUACUUUCAGAAGUCAGAUGCUUAUGCUUUAUUUUUCUACUUUUAUUUUCUGUGUAGAAAUAGGGUACAGUACAGUAGUGGUAAUGAAAUUAUUCUCUGAAAAACUUGGCUCAUGUACAGUAUCUGUUAUUAGAACUGUCAUAAACACACACUGCUUUGAAUUUAUAGCGUACAGUAUUGUCUUUUGUUCCUUAUUUUUGGUUUAUAAAUGCCAACGAAGGAAGAACACUUUGUAUUUUUGUCAGAAAAUGGUAUGGCAUCAUUGAAAUAAAGUUGAUAUCAAUAACA
Molecule: messenger RNA, 1847 nt
Organism: Homarus americanus (American lobster)
Lineage: Eukaryota; Metazoa; Arthropoda; Malacostraca; Decapoda; Nephropidae
Product: trans-1,2-dihydrobenzene-1,2-diol dehydrogenase-like
Exons: 8
Coding region: 128-1129 (333 amino acids)
Molecular function (GO): nucleotide binding
Source: RefSeq, a predicted model, not a curated record